Messenger RNA from Gracilinanus agilis (Agile Gracile Mouse Opossum), 1782 nucleotides. RefSeq names its product nucleoporin GLE1-like. Gene Ontology annotation, cellular component: nuclear pore; cytoplasm; nuclear pore cytoplasmic filaments. Gene Ontology annotation, biological process: regulation of translational initiation; poly(A)+ mRNA export from nucleus; regulation of translational termination. The transcript has a single exon. The annotation marks the transcript as partial. Gene Ontology annotation, molecular function: phospholipid binding; translation initiation factor binding; inositol hexakisphosphate binding. The record is from RefSeq and is a predicted model, not a curated record. Lineage: Eukaryota; Metazoa; Chordata; Mammalia; Didelphimorphia; Didelphidae.
AUGGUGAAAUCUAAGAGGUUCCCGAAGAAGUCUAGGGCGGGCAGGGUGCUGAGGAUGGUGAGGGAGCAUCGUCUGCCAGAUGGCAUAGGUUGGGGGACCUCAGGCUGCACUGAGAGUCACGCCAAGAAGGGAAGAGUCACCUCACUCCAAGAAGAGGAGAGUCCUCUCCAGGAAGAGGAGAUUCACCUGACUCCCAGGAGAGCAGAAUCAGCUCACUCCCAGAAGAGGAGAUCCACCUCCCUGGGAGAAGAGGAGACUCCCUCCAAGAAGAGGAGGGUGCUACUUCCCCCCUCCCGGGCAAUGGAGGUGGAAGGAUGCAUUCGAAUGUAUGAGCAGCUACACAGCAUGAGAGCAAGUCAAGGAUUAAGGCAGAGGCAGGAAGAGCAUGAAAGGCAGGUCAGGGUCCUCUCUGAGGAGGCCUGCCAGCAGCUGAGGCGAUUUGAUGAAGAAAAGUCAUCGCAGCAGCAACAGCACUCUCAGCACCUUGGCCAAGUGGUAGAGGAAAGUGUCCAGGAAGCACAAGGCCAGCAGGACAAGCUGCAGGAAGAACCUGGUCACAGAGGCCAGAUUGUCAGGCUGAAGCUGCGCGAGGCUCCCCAGCAGAGCUGCGGGCACCUAGAACAAGAGGGGCUGGGCAAAGAUGGAGGCCAGGAGCGCUUGAGGCAGAGUCUCUGUGCCCUUCAGGAGGAGGCACUGCAGCUCAACCAGCAACUGCAGCCCAAGCAUCAGCACGAGGACCUGCUCACCAUACAAGUGUCUGCCUACGCAAGCAGAGGAAACCACCUCUGUGCACUCAUUGCGGACAUCAUUGGCACCACCAGCCAGAGAGGCUUUCCUGCCCCACAAGACCAAGCUAGGGCACAGCGUGCCCUGCAGGAAAUGCGGCACCUGCUCAACCUUUCGCAACGGGACAUUGCCAAGGCUGCCCAGCAAAAGGCCGCACCGCACCAAGAGCAGGCCCAGGACAAACGGGCACAAUUAGGGCAGCAGCCAACAGCCCAGAAGGACGCCCCACAUCCUGCUCAGGGUCCAGGAGCCAAAGGCACAGAAGGCCUCCACGGGGAAGCAGGAGACACCACCAUGCAGUGGUACCAGCACUUACAGCAUGCUGCCAGUCAAUGCACUCUGGCUUUUGAGGCAUUAGCCAACAGCAAGGAUCAGCAGGCUAAGAGGAUCAAAAUGGACCUGCAGAAAGCCGCCACUAUUCCUGUGAGCCAGAUCUCUAGCACAGCAGGCCCACAGCUCAAGGAGGUCUUUGACAAGAUCAACAAUCUGCUCCUGGGAAAAGCUGUGCCCUGCGGUGCUCGCGCUGUCUCCCUCACAGACCACCCGCAAGCCUUGGACUUUGUCCAUUACAAGCUGGCAGAGAAAUUCGUCAAACAGGCAGAAGAAGAAGUGGCUUGUCAUCCUGAAGCAGCCUUCCCCAUUGCCCUGGUGGCAGCGGGCAUCUGGGAACUCCACCCCAGAGUGGGGGACCUCCUCCUGGCUCAUCUUCACAAGAGAUGCCCUUACUCCGUGCCUUUCUACCCAGCCUUCAAGGAGGGAAUGGGCCUGCAAGAAUAUCAGAAGCUCCUUGGCUACCGAGUCCAGGAUUCCAAAGUGGAACACCAAGAACUUUUUCUCAAACGCAUGUCGGGCAUGAUUCGUCUCUAUGCUGCUCUCAUUCAACUCCUUCGGCCUCACGCCAAGAGACAGGGGGCUCAGCCUCACGGCUUAAACCAUGGCUGGCGCUGGUUGGCACAGAUCCUGAACAUGGAGCCUCGGCCGGAUGUCACUGCCACU